Molecule: messenger RNA, 981 nt
Organism: Ilex paraguariensis (yerba mate)
Lineage: Eukaryota; Viridiplantae; Streptophyta; Magnoliopsida; Aquifoliales; Aquifoliaceae
Source: the annotation of a GenBank genome assembly
AUGGACAACUUAAGGAAGGAUGUGGCAGGUCUUUUGAGUUUGUAUGAAGCUUCGCACCUUGCAAUGAACAGUGAAGAUGGUUUAGAAGAAGCCAAAAGCUUCAGCAUUAAACAUCUAAUGUCAUUAGCUGGUAAGUUGGACACUAAUUUAGUUGAGCAGGUCAAGCAGUCCUUGCACACACCCUUAUACUGGAGAAUGCCAAGGUUAGCAGCCCGGAAAUUCAUCGAUCUCUACGUAGUAGACGACGAAAGGUGCUUAAUUCUGAGCAAGUUGGCUAAAUUGGAUUAUAAUCUUGUGCAGUGUGUGUAUCAGAAAGAAAUGAAGGAACUUACGAUGUGGUGGAGAGAUUCGGGAUUUAAAGAAAAUCUUAGCUUUUCCCGGGAUCGCUUGAUGGAAAAUUUUUUGUGGGUAAUGGGAGGCAUUUUUGAGCCCCAAUUCUCCAAAUGCAGGAAAGAUCUCACGAAGAUGGUUUGCAUAUUAACUGCGAUUGACGACAUGUAUGAUAUUUAUGGAUCAUUAGAUGAGCUUGAACACUUCACUGAUGCAGUAAAUCGAUGGAGUACUGAGGCCAUGGAAGACCUUCCUGAGUACAUGAAGCUAUGUUACUUGGCCAUGUUCCAUUUUGGGAAUGAAGGUGUCAAUGAUGUUUUGAAAGAUCAUGGCCUGGAUGUUCUUCCCUACAUUAAACACGAGUGGACAAAUCUUUGCGGUUCAUAUCUGCUAGAAGCACGAUGGUUUUACAGUGGCCAUACACCAACACUGGAUGAGUACUUGAGAAAUGCGUGCACCUCCAUAGGUGGUCCUAUAGCCAUAUUCCAUGCUUACGUGCUGCUAGGGUUUCCCAUUACAGAAGAUUCCCUCAAGUCCUUCAAGCUUGGCUCCAAAACAAUUUACUGGUCAUCUCUCAUUACCCGACUUUGUGAUGAUUUGGGCACUUCCAAGGUAUUUGCACUAAAUUUUCAGUCUUCACAAACUGUAUAG